This is a messenger RNA of Dentiscutata erythropus, 291 nucleotides long. The record is from the annotation of a GenBank genome assembly. Lineage: Eukaryota; Fungi; Glomeromycota; Glomeromycetes; Diversisporales; Gigasporaceae.
AUGCCUGAAAGUACAUCCACACUGAGAUCAACUUCUUGGCAGCCGUAUGCUCUUGAUGAUACUAUUUGGAACAUGCCAAAGGAUCCUAAUGAUACUAUUUGGAAUAUGCCAGAAGACCCUAAUGAUGAUACUAUUUGGAAUAUGCCAAAAUAUCCUAAUGAUGAUCUAUGGAACCAAGAAAUAUCACAAACAAUAGACCCCGAUCCUUUCGAUCCUGAACUUUCUUUGAAUCAACCAGAUUAUUCUGAACAAGCUUAUCCAAUUAUCAACCUAUUGAAAGUAAUGAAUUAG